UCCAUCUCAAAGCCUCUUCCCAGACAUUUCUAACCACUGAACUCAUCUCACUACAUUAAUAUUCCCUUGGGUUUCAUUAAUUGUGACAUUUAGCUUUUUUUAUUGAACCGUGUCAAUGGCCGCUACUAUGAAGGCUUUAGCUUUUGUUGCUUUGCUUGUUACCAUUAAUGCAAUAGUGUGUGAAAGUAGAGUGGCGAGAAAGGACCUUGGAUUGGACCUUGGUGGGGUGGGAAUUGGGGUGGGUGCUGGGGUUGGACUAGGCCUUGGUGGUGGGGGUGGUGCUGGUUCUGGUGCAGGUGCAGGCUCUGGCUCUGGCUCUGGCUCUUCGUCAUAUUCAAGUUCUGGCUCCUCUUCUUCUUCAUCAGGGUCAGGCUCUGGAGCAGGUUCUGAAGCUGGUUCCUAUGCAGGAUCUCAUGCUGGCUCAGGCUCCUCUAGAGCGGGUUCUGAAGCAGGUUCAUACGCAGGGUCUCAUGCAGGAUCAGGAUCAUACGGUGGUAAUGGAAAGUAAUUAAUUAAAUGCAUGCCAGUUAAACCAUAUCAAUUAUAUGCAUGCUGUCCUGUGGAGAAAAGAACAAGUCGGUGUCUUUGUUAGUUCACUAGAAUUAUACUUUAGUAAGUAAGCAAAAAUAAGUUGAUGCAUGUGUUGUGUCCAUCCUGUUCUUUUUCUUUUGUACAAGUAGGAAUCGUGCUUCUCCCUGUGUCCAAUAUGCAAUAGUUUCCUUGAAAGGUGGUUGAAUAAUAAUUAAAUCAUGUAUACGUGUCUGUUACUUUGUUAUUGGUUUAUCCAGUGACAAUUCUAUAAUAUAUCAACUAUGGCUUUUAUAAGUA
Molecule: messenger RNA, 828 nt
Organism: Glycine soja
Lineage: Eukaryota; Viridiplantae; Streptophyta; Magnoliopsida; Fabales; Fabaceae
Product: glycine-rich protein 5-like
Exons: 1
Coding region: 116-508 (130 amino acids)
Source: RefSeq, a predicted model, not a curated record